AAUUUGGGCGUCGAGAGAGCGAUCUAAUAAACGCGUCUAGAAUCAAAUCAAAACCUCCCUCGGGGGUGCCUUGGUGAUUCUCAAAACUAAAUCGCAAAACUCAGAUCUCGAGAGGAAGAAAAUGGCGGCGGUUACACCAUUAGCAAAGUACAAGCUGGUCUUCCUCGGGGAUCAAUCCGUCGGCAAGACCAGCAUCAUCACUCGAUUCAUGUACGACAAAUUCGAUACCACUUAUCAGGCAACUAUUGGGAUUGAUUUUUUGUCAAAGACAAUGUACAUGGAAGAUAGGACUCUUCGUCUCCAACUCUGGGACACUGCUGGACAGGAGAGGUUUCGGAGUCUGAUACCAAGCUAUAUCAGAGAUUCUUCUGUUGCUGUUAUUGUCUAUGAUGUUGCUAAUAGGCAGUCGUUCUUGAACACCUCCAAGUGGAUUGAGGAUGUUCGUACAGAGAGAGGUAGUGAUGUCAUCAUUGUUCUCGUGGGUAACAAAACAGAUCUCGUUGACAAGAGGCAAGUCUCGAUAGAGGAAGGAGAUACCAAAGGUCGUGACUUUGGAGUAAUAUUCAUAGAGACGAGUGCGAAAGCUGGAUUUAACAUCAAGCCACUAUUCCGCAAGAUAUCAGCUGCAUUACCAGGAAUGGACACACUUUCAACGAGACAAGGUGAUAUGGUUGAUGUCAACCUUAAGUCAUCGACUACAUCUCAAGCGGAGCAACAACAAGGUGGCUGUUCGUGUUGAUUGGAUUUAAAUAUACUUUAACUGCAACAGAGUAGACAGAUUUUUU
Messenger RNA from Raphanus sativus (radish), 785 nucleotides. RefSeq names its product ras-related protein RABH1e. NCBI's taxonomy places the organism in Eukaryota, Viridiplantae, Streptophyta, Magnoliopsida, Brassicales, Brassicaceae. The record is from RefSeq and is a predicted model, not a curated record. Bases 122 to 739 code for a protein of 205 amino acids. Gene Ontology annotation, molecular function: GTPase activity; GTP binding. The transcript has 6 exons.